This is a messenger RNA of Fusarium odoratissimum NRRL 54006, 2762 nucleotides long. RefSeq lists its product as uncharacterized. The coding region runs from base 659 to 2359 and encodes 566 amino acids. Gene Ontology annotation, molecular function: transmembrane transporter activity. The record is from RefSeq and is a predicted model, not a curated record. Lineage: Eukaryota; Fungi; Ascomycota; Sordariomycetes; Hypocreales; Nectriaceae. Gene Ontology annotation, biological process: transmembrane transport. The transcript has 9 exons.
CUAGAAACACCUUGAUAGAUCUUAUAUUACUUCUUAUUUUGUCCUCGAACGGUUACCAAAAAGAUUUCCUCCAUCUUUUGUGACGAGAACAGUAUUAUUGAGACUGAUCUGUGAGAAAGUCUAUUGAGCAUCGUGAAAGCCUCAUAGUCAUCAACGAGCAUAUUUCUCGCGAAUUUUCGCAAAUAUGCUCAGUUAGCUCGUAUGAGAAAGUAUUGUGGCGUGUUUAGAGCUGUCUUUAAUCCACGUUGCAACAUUAUUAUUUGCAAAACCCGCGCUGUUGCAACCUUAGUUGCCGAUCCCUAGCAAUGACACCUUUGCGUCAGUUUAAGAGCCAAUCGCACCAGACUUUAUUGGACUACGAGACUUGAUUUACAUAAAAGCCAUUCAUAACAACAAAGGGGCAAUAAUGGCUCAAGGCACACGACGCGGUAGUUGACAGGUAGUUGAAGCGGUGUACCUGGAAAAUAACCUUGUUUCAGCCAAAAGGGUUGCUCAAUGCCGAUCCUUGAGCAAGUUUGAGCGAGGUUGAACGCCGCCACAGAGGGACUUGCUCACCGUCAAGGCGACUUCCAUUCCACCAUCAGGAUUAAAGGAACUCCCACUGCAGUUUCUCCCACAUCAGCGCUUAGGAGGUCGAGUCGCCGCGACACCAAACACAAUGACGGAAAAUCGGGAACCCGACGCCAACGCGGUCAUGACCCGUGAUAUGGGCUCAACAAACACUAUUGUCGUUGAUUCAGGCGACAAUGAAAAGACCCAUGAGUUCAAUGAGCAGACAAAUUACGUGCCAAAGCGAGCCAUCAUCACAAUAUUUCUCGCAUGUGCAAGUGUAGAUUUGCUGGCGUUGAUGGACCAGACUAUGCUGGCCACCAGUUUAUACAUCAUCGGAAAUGCUUUGGGGUCAACAGCCCAGGUUUCGUGGAUAGCAAGCGGAUAUUUCAUAACUUCAACAGUUGGACAGCUCAUGUAUGGAAGGUUAUCCGAUAUCUGGUCUCGCAAGAUCAUUCUGCUAUUGGGUCUUGCAGUAUUCUUUGUCGGAUCACUGGCCUCAUCCUUAGCGCAGUCUGUCUUGCAACUCACAAUCUUCCGAGCCUUUACAGGUAUUGGAGGUGGAGGGCUUAUGACCGUUGCGCAGCUCAUAGUGAGCGAUGUAGUCCCUCUGCGAGAGAGGGGGAAGUAUCAAGGAAUAUUGGGUGCCGUCGUUGCUCUCGCAAAUGGCAUAGGUCCCGUCAUCGGAGGUGCACUCUCGUCGAGUUCUGAGGACUCAUGGCGAUGGAUCUUCAGGAUGCAACUACCACUGACUCUGUUGACAACCCUUUGUGUACUGUUCUUCAUGCCAUUAAAGAAAGUCGAAGGAGAUUGGAGACUAAAGCUUAAGGCAGUCGACUUUCUGGGCAUAUUUCUCGCCUUGGCUGGAAUGACAGUCGUUAUUCUGGGAUUAACUUGGGGAGGAAAAGAGUACUCCUGGAACUCCGCUCAGGUUAUCGCAACAUUGGUAGUGGGCACAGCUGCAUCAGUUGCUUUCAUGCUAUGGCAGUGGAAAGGCCCUCGAUAUCCAUUGAUACCGUUGCACAUCUUCAAGUCGAAGAUCGUCAACGGCGCAUGCCUGACCAUGGCUAUCAACGGUUGGAACUUCGUCAUGCAAGUUUACUACAUCCCCUCCUUUUACCAACUCGUCUACGGCUACUCCGCCACCAAAUCCGGAGUAAUGCUUCUCCCCAUCACACUACUACAAACAGCCAGUAGCACUUUCUCUGGACUCAUCGUGCACUGGAUCGGUCGGUACCGUGAGUGCAUCUUGUUUGGCUGGUUAUGCUGGGCUGUAGGUCUUGGCUUAAUGUCAACUCUUGAUGAGAAUACGGGCGUUGGGAAACAAAUCGGUUAUUCGGUACUAAUUGGAGUGGGUGUUGGAAAUACGCUGCAGCCUGCACUCAUUGCUACGCAAGCUGGCGUCGAGAGGCGUGAUAUGGCUGUUGUCACAUCAUUCCGCAAUUUUGUGAGAAACUUGGGGGCAACAUUAGGACUUGCAGUCUGCGGGACAGUUCUGAACAACGUCAUAGCAGGCUCUCUAUCCUCCCUUAACCUAGAUAGAGACGACUCAAAGACAUUGCUCGGCAAUCCUCAGACAUUCCUAGACACAGUCUCACCAAGCGAAGCUGAGAAGAUCCGCUCAGUUCUCAUCCCAGCAUACAGACAAGGAUUCCGCAUAAUAUUCCUUAUAGGCGCAGGUGUCGCAAGCCUGGCAUUCGUGCUAGCGUUUUUCUUGAUGCCGCAGGUUGAUCUUACUCGACCGGACGACUCCCGGCUUAAGGAGGAAGGUCGCAAGGCUUAUGAUAAGAGAGGGAAAAGCGCGGUGUAGUGCUGGUGACGCCAGAAUUACCUUUUUUCUUUUUCUUUUUCUUUUCCUUUUUUUUUGUUUUUGUUUUUGUGGGACUUGGUACACUUGAACUUUAUAGACAGGGGCAGGUCUUGGCUAUCAGCAAUAAUUCAGUAUUUCUUACGGUCAGUGUGACUAGACUGACGGUAUAUAACGGUCAACCGUGUGUUUCGCCCCUAUGUUAGCCUAGUGAUGGGUUAUAGAGUUUGCCACUUCCUUGUAAGGCUACAAGACCUUACAAAUCAUAAUAGCUUGUUGAUAGACAACCGAAAACACGCAAUGCAUGUCCAAGUGGCGAACCGGGAUUGGUUUUUCUUAAGUUGAAGUCAACGUCUUUCCAUGUCUCUGUGAGGUCCAUUAUGCGAGUAGAAAUAUAAAGCUGGAU